AUGAACUAGCAUAGAACCAAGUUCAAGUGACCUGCCACAAGAGACCUAUUUUCAAACACCUCUUGUCAAUAAGAUACGAUACCAUUGUAAAUAUGGACAUUGGUAUAUUUCAAAAGACUGUCCGAAGUUCAAAGUUGCGGUAAUUGUAAUACACACACUCGCUCAAUGUACUCAUUCACACGCUCGGUUCGAGAAAAGCAGUCUGAAACUAAGUUCCUAUUUAAAGCAACACUUAUAUUUUGUAAACUACAUCAGUGAACGCCUACAAAUCACAAAUGGAGCUAACAUUGUCAUCCGUUGUUGUAAUGGUGGUAUUUUGCAUUGGAUUCUACACUCCGUCGUCGUUUGCCAUCGAUGAUGGAUCGGUCGGACAACGUCCCGCGGUUCGUACGAUGAAGGCGACUAUACGAGGCGAGCGAAUCAGCAUACAGCAUCGACAACUCGGCAAUGAUUUUCAUCGGAGCGUAGCCGUGUAUAAGAAUAUUCCUUUCGCCGAGCCACCGAUCGGGGAUCUUCGGUAUGCCGAACCAGUUCCGAAGACCUUGGAUGGAGAAUUCGAUGCGACGGGCGACUGUUUACUCUGUCUUCAGGCUAAGAAUCCGAUAAUGUUUGACGAUAGCGAGCCACUCAAUUUCUCGGAGGAUUGUCUUUACCUGGACGUCCUUGUGCCUGAGCCCAAGCCCAAAGCCGCUGCUGUGAUGGUAUGGAUCCAUGGUGGAGGGUAUCACUUUGGGACAAAGAACUUUCAAAAGAGCAACGCCAUGGCCUUGGUGGCUGUCGAAGAUGUUAUCGUCGUCUCCAUCAACUACCGUCUCGGUAUUCUAGGGUUUCUCUCUACUGAGGAUGGUGCUAUACCAGGGAACCUCGGACUUCUCGAUCAACGUUUAGGGCUCUUAUGGGUAAAGGAAAACAUCGCAGCAUUUGGCGGUGAUCCGGAUCGGGUGACUAUUUUUGGUGAGAGUGCUGGAUCUGGAAGCGUCAACUCUCAUCUUCUCUCACCGAUGAGUGCUGGCCUUUUCUCAGGUGCAAUCAUGCAGAGUGGAGCCAUGUCACCAACAUGGACUUUCAAGACACGGCAGAAGAAUGCUGAACUAACCUUCGCACUGGGAGAAGCGAUGGGAUGUGAGACCAAAAGUUCAACCGAGCUACUCACCUGUCUUAGAGGCAAAACAAAAGAAGAUAUCGACGCAAUCCAUGAAACAGGAACCACAUCAGUACUCUGCAUGGUAGCUCCCGUCGCUGAUGGCCACUUUCUCCCUCUAGACCCGAUGCAAGCUCAGGAGGAAGGAUCUUUUAACCCAUCCAAUGUUAUGAUCGGUAGCCUAGGACACGAAGGCAAUAUCUUCGCUAUACCGCUUAUGGUGGGCAUGGAGGGAUAUGAGAAGCUGUCUGUUAACAGGACAACGUUUGACACCUUUACGUCCAUGUUUACUCAGAUGACAGACCCGUUAGCAUUAGAACUCAUCAAGUUGACCUACUUAUCACCAGAGCAGCUGACAUCGGGUGAUCCUGAAGAAAACCUAAUAGACCCAAUGGCCCAGUUCUUAGGAGACCGGAUCCUUCUCUGUCCUACCUUCAGCACCGCCCAGCAGCUAGCCGCGGCAGGGGUACAGGUCUACACCUACCUCAUGACGCAUUCGCCUGCUUACUCGAUCUGGGGCAGCAAGUAUACAUGGCUUGAAGACACACAUGGUGAAGACAUCCCGUAUGUUUUUGGUUCGGCGUUCCUUGCCCAAGAUGGCGACGACGAGGAGUGGUUUAUGCGAGGUCGUCUUGCCGAUGACGAAGUGGUGAUUGCAAGACGAAUCAUGCAGUACUGGGCGAACUUUGCCAAGACAGGAAAUCCUAACCUUGGUUCCACUGAAGGAGACCAGGAACCUGAUCAACAGUUCCCAUCUUGGCCCCAGUUCACAAGUGAGACAAAGACCUAUAAGGAUCUAUCCAAGAACAUGGAAAAUCUUUCAGGGACGAUGCCGAACGCCAGGGAAUGUUACUUUGUUGAACACCUGUUCCCCAAGCUAAUAGAACAUGCAGGUUAGUUCUACUCUCAAGAAUUGAUUUAGAAUAAUGGCCGGCACACGAGACCGGCAUUUUCCAUCU
Messenger RNA from Strongylocentrotus purpuratus (purple sea urchin), 2100 nucleotides. Its product is annotated as acetylcholinesterase. The record is from RefSeq and is a predicted model, not a curated record. Gene Ontology annotation, cellular component: plasma membrane. Lineage: Eukaryota; Metazoa; Echinodermata; Echinoidea; Camarodonta; Strongylocentrotidae. Gene Ontology annotation, biological process: choline metabolic process; acetylcholine catabolic process. The transcript is spliced from 8 exons. The coding region runs from base 276 to 2039 and encodes 587 amino acids. Gene Ontology annotation, molecular function: acetylcholinesterase activity.